AUGCAAUCAGCAUUUGUCCGCCGAGUUCAAUUACACACAACAACUUUUUGCAGGAUUAAAAAUAAACGUUCUCUGCACGUCGAACGUAAAGUUAAAGUGAAGGACACUGACAUUAAUAUUGUAGAAUGUGGACAGGGUACCAAAACCGUUUUGCUUAUGCCAGGCAUUAUGGGAUCGAUUUGGACAGAUUUUAGUCCACAAAUCAGAGAAUUGCCCAAAUUACUGCCUAAUCACACAAUCAUUGCUUGGGAUCCACCUGGAUAUGGUAAAUCGGUUCCACCUACCAGAGAAUGGAGAACAGAUUCAUUGCAAAUUGAUGCAGAAUAUGCUGUGGAUUUAAUGAAAUCAUUAAACAAAUCAACAUUCUCGAUUAUUGGUUGGAGUGCUGGAGGCACAACUGGUCUUAUAGCAGCUAAUCGCUAUCCUGAAAUGGUAGAAAAACUUGUGAUUUGGGGCAGUGGUGCUUAUAUGUCCCGAAGUGAGUUACAACUGUAUGACGGAAUGCGGGAUGUUAGCAAAUGGCCAGCGAAAAUGCGCAACCCUAUGGAGGAAAUAUACGGUGUUGAAAGAUUCUCAAAAUUGUGGAAUGAUUUAGUCGAUACCCUUUUUAAAUUGCCCAAUGGCGAUGUUUGCACAAACGAAUUGAAUGCAAUUGAAGCACCUACGCUAAUAUUGCAUGGCAGGAAAGAUCCCAUGAAGCCAUUUGAACAUGUUGCAUAUUUAAGAGAGCACUUAAAGAAUACAAGAUAUUAUGAAUUCCCCGAUGGCAAACACAACAUUCAUAUUGCGUAUGCUAAUACAUUUAAUAGGUUAGUCAGUGAAUUCUUGUUGGAUACAUCACUGCCAUAG
Messenger RNA from Musca vetustissima, 849 nucleotides. Its product is annotated as valacyclovir hydrolase-like. The record is from RefSeq and is a predicted model, not a curated record. Bases 1 to 849 code for a protein of 282 amino acids. The transcript has 2 exons. NCBI's taxonomy places the organism in Eukaryota, Metazoa, Arthropoda, Insecta, Diptera, Muscidae.